AUGCUUCCAAUCGUGCUCGCCACCAUCGUUGCGCCGUUCAUUGGCGCAGCACUUGCAAAGCCCGAGCAGAUUCGCGCCGUGUCGGAUCCGAUCUUCCAUUACUACCUGCAAUCGUACCCUCAGAACAAAACAAUCGCCGUCAUGGGCCCCGAAGCGAGCUCCGAGUACUUCAACAUCGGCGGCACAGUCCAGAGCACCAACACCAGCUUAUAUCUCAACGUCGGGAGCGAUAGCACAUCUUAUAAGACGCUGACCUUCGGCACGACGGCAAGCACCAACGCCUGGGCGUUAGAAGGUGAUACUAUCAUCACCGCUCAGAGCAGCACAUGGGGAAGGCCGAGGUAUCUACAACAUGGAGAGAUUGCUGAUGAGGGCCGCAGAACUUAA
This is a messenger RNA of Phaeoacremonium minimum UCRPA7, 387 nucleotides long. RefSeq lists its product as hypothetical. The transcript is spliced from 4 exons. NCBI's taxonomy places the organism in Eukaryota, Fungi, Ascomycota, Sordariomycetes, Togniniales, Togniniaceae. The record is from RefSeq and is a predicted model, not a curated record. Bases 1 to 387 code for a protein of 128 amino acids.